AUGCAGUCCAAUGCAGUGAUGCUGGCGCUGGUGCUCUUUGGAAAUCUCAUGGUACUUCAUGUCUCAGCUCAAAACGCUGGGUUUGUGAAGUCGCCUAUGUCUGAGACUAAGCUCACGGGAGACACCUUUGAGCUGUACUGCGACGUGGUCGGUAACCCCACCCCAGAGAUCCAGUGGUGGUACGCAGAGAUCAACCGAGCCGACUCCUUCAAGCAGCUGUGGGACGGGGCACGCAAGCGGCGCGUGUCCAUCAACACGGCGUACGGCGCCAACGGCGUGAGCGUGCUGGGAAUCACGCGCCUCACUCUGGAGGAUUCCGGAACCUACGAGUGCCGGGCCAGCAACGACCCCCGUCGCAACGACCUGCGGCAAAACCCUGCGAUCACCUGGAUCCGAGCUCAGGCUACCAUUUCUGUACUGCCCAAACCAAAGAUCAACGCCUCUGAUGAGGUGAUCCUGCCCUCGGAUAGCCACGGACCCCCUGUCACCCUGCAGUGUAAUUUAACCAAUGCCCACAACACCUACCGCGAGAGUUUCUGGAUGAAGAACAGAGAAGAGAUUCCAGACACCAGGAAAGAUCGGAAGAACACUGAGUACAAACUGAACAAACCGAGAGCUGACGAUGCUGGGGAGUAUAUGUGUGUUUACACCUUCGAAAUGGCACCAAAUACAAACGCCACUAUUGAAGUCAAAGCAUCUCCUGACAUCAUCGGUCACAAGCGAAGUGAGAAUAAAAAUGAGGGACAGAAUGCUCUCUUAUACUGUAAGUCAGUGGGAUACCCUCAUCCUACAUGGACAUGGCGCAAACUAGAGGGUGGAUCUUAUGUGGAUAUCGACAACUCUUCUGGACGAUUCUUCAUCAUCAAUAAAGACAACUACACAGAGCUCAACAUUCUCAACCUCGACAUCAACACCGACCCAGGAGAAUAUGAGUGCAACGCAACCAACAUUAUUGGCUCGCGGUCAGCCAAGUCCAUCCUGCGGGUACGCAGUCACCUGGCCCCCCUCUGGCCCUUCCUGGGCGUACUGGCUGAGAUUCUCAUCCUGGUGGUUAUCAUUGUAGUCUACGAGAAGCGCAAGAAGCCAGAUGAGGUUCCCGAUGAUGACGAACCAGCUGGGCCAGUGAAAACAAAUUCUACCAACAAUCACAAAGAUAAAAACCUGCGACAAAGGAAUACCAACUGAACAAGCGGAAAAAGAAGCUGACUAACUGUUUCAUCUUGACUACAUGAAGGUAUUC
This is a messenger RNA of Chanos chanos (milkfish), 1240 nucleotides long. RefSeq names its product neuroplastin b (gene nptnb). Gene Ontology annotation, molecular function: cell-cell adhesion mediator activity. Gene Ontology annotation, biological process: dendrite self-avoidance; homophilic cell-cell adhesion; axon guidance. NCBI's taxonomy places the organism in Eukaryota, Metazoa, Chordata, Actinopteri, Gonorynchiformes, Chanidae. Gene Ontology annotation, cellular component: plasma membrane; axon. Bases 1 to 1185 code for a protein of 394 amino acids. The record is from RefSeq and is a predicted model, not a curated record. The transcript has 9 exons.